GCGCACUCGCUUUACAAACAUUACGGUAGCCUGGAGAGCGAAAUAAAUUCUCCGGAGGCUGAACAACACACAUCUUUGUAAGAUGCGUGACACGCUGAGCAAUGGGAUUUAUGCACGUACAUGUAGAAAGUAAGAACUGCGGCAAGGAAAUAAAGGUGUACGAUCGGAUGCACCGUUUUACAUUAUAAUUGAUCGCCGGGGACAGUAUUUUUAAUGCGCCGGUUCCCUGUUUAAGGAAAUCCUGUUUUGAUUGUUUUUGAAGUGGGUCUGCACAAUACGUUUGGAGGAUCCGGUUAUUAAAUAUAAAACCCGAUGGUGUGAGAUUUUUCGCCGGUUUUUAUGGUUUGAGAGCUUUUUCCAUGCGUUGAUGGUGGCGCUUGCAUUGUGCGGUGUCGGAGGCUGCGUGUGCGGUCGGCGACCAGCUGGACUCCGUCUGAUGCGGUCGGCGUCUUAUUUCUAAAGCCGGAGACCCCCGGCCCCCUUUUAUUUUAAAUAAACGCAACGUGUUUGACCGACAAGAGCCUUGUUACGUUUUUUAAAAAAAGGACAAGGAGGAAUAAAACCCAUCAAAAGCCAAAGAAGGAAAAAAUGACUAUGUCUGUCCCGGAGAGAAACUCGGGGUCUGGGGGAAAAGAGGAGGAGAGCGAAGAUGAGAGCGAAAUCCUGGAGGAGAGCCCCUGUGGUCGAUGGCAGAAGCGAAAGGAGCAGGUCAGUCAGGGCAAUGUGCCUGGCAUCGAGAGUGCUUCCCUGGCCAUGGACACGGAAGAGGGCGUUGAGGUGGUAUGGAACGAAGUGCUCUUUUCAGACCGGAAGGUCUUCAAAGCCCUGGAGGAUAAGAUCAAGGAGAUGUUUGAGAAUCUGAUGCAAGUUGAGCACCCCAACAUUGUCAAAUUCCACAAGUACUGGCUGGACAUGAGGGAAAAUCAAGCAAGGCUGGUGUUCAUCACAGAGUACAUGUCUUCAGGGAGCCUGAAGCAGUUUCUGAAGAAGACCAAGAAGAACCACAAGACUAUGAAUGUGAAGGCUUGGAAGCGGUGGUGCACGCAAAUCCUCUCUGCACUCAGUUACCUGCAUUCCUGUGACCCACCCAUCAUCCAUGGAAACCUGACCUGCGAUACCAUUUUUAUCCAGCACAAUGGACUGAUCAAGAUCGGCUCAGUGUGGCACAGACUCUUUGUCAAUGUGUUCCCAGAGGCCAGUGUUCACGGCAAAGUGCGCCACCACCGUGACGAACAGAGGAACUUGCACUUCUUCUCCCCAGAAUAUGGCUCUGGUGAGGACGACUAUGCCAUCGACAUCUACUCUUUCGGGAUUUGCGCCCUGGAGAUGGCUGUGUUGGAAAUCCAGGCCAAUGGGGAUUCGGUUGUGUCGAAGGAAGCCAUAACCAACGCAGGGCAGUCUCUAGAGGAUCCACUCAUGAGGGAAUUUACCCAGUCGUGUGUGCGUCAUGAGGCAAAGUUGAGACCCACGGCACACGACCUCUUGUUCCACCGUGUGCUGUUUGAGGUCCACUCCCUGAAGCUACUGGCUGCCCACUGCUUAAUCAACAACCAGUAUCUCCUCCCUGAAAACUGUGUGGAGGAAAAAACAAAAUCCUUUGAUCCUAAUGCCAUCAUGGCUGAGAUUGAGCACAAAGACCGGCCAGGAGUACAGCUCAAAUACUCCCACGUCUCCCCGCUUGAACUGGACAAAUUUCUUGAAGACGUCAAGAAUGGCAUAUACCCCCUGAUGAACUUCGCCUCUGCACGCCCCCACCCUAUUCCUCGCACCCUAUCCAUGUCCCAGGAGAAUAUGGAGACGGUGAAGACCCCAACCCCUGAGCCACAGGAAAUAGAGACCAGGAAGGUUAUUCAGAUGCAGUGUAACCUGGAGUCCAAUGAGGAAGGGACCAAAACCCAUCUGUCUUUGUUCCUGAAGAUGGACGACAAGCUGCAUCGACAGCUGAGCUGCGACAUUCUGCCCGGUGAUAACUCAAAGGACCUGGCUAAUGAGCUGGUUCACUAUGCCUUCAUCAGUGAGGAGGACUGCGAUAGGCUGGCUGGUUUCCUGGACGACGCGCUGUCCAAACACCGACCUGGGGUGGCAGGCUGCUCUGGUGGGACAGCAACGACAGCGAUGUACUAACAGGGGAGAAGAGGACAGAGGAGGACUCAAGCAGGGGCGUGGCAGUGGCCAAUGCGGGCUGGCGCGCAGGGGCCACGUAGGGGAUGGGUGCGUGGACUAGAAAAUGGGAGGGACCUCAGCGGCGUGAUGCGGGGGGGGGGGGGCAUGUGGCAGUUGUUACCAGCAGAACGGGCCUGCACUGAGAGGACGAGGGCUGAACCCUUCACUUUAAGAUCCUUCAUUCCAAAUGGCUGCUUGUCGGAGGGCUCCAACCAAAGCCUGUUCUGGCGUCAGUAGGGAAUCAGUUUCAAACCCUCACAGUCCUGUUUCUAAGUUCUCUGCCUGCCCUGUGGUUUUAUUCCAACACCAUCUCACCCUGUCUUCUGUUUGUGCGCCGAGAGAUAAAGCACAAAGCUUUUCUCCCGGGGCAGCUGGGGUGAUCCGGUGCCACCCACCCGUGACUGAGGAGGACCUUUUCAAAAAUCCCAGUUAUCUGUUGAUUAUUUGAUUUUUGGGGGCCCGUAUGGUACCGUGAGCUCCCCAGGUUUAGCUGACGUCCCAGUUGAUUGAUGGGGAGCUCUUUCAUGAGCAGAUGGUCCGCAGUUAUCUCCUGGCCACUGCCGGAGCGGCGGACACUUCCGGAAAGCUGAGGACAUAAUCUGCAUAUUAUCCUACUCAGUUAGUGAAGUGAAGGUUUUGCUCCAAGCCAUCGUUUGAGUUAGGCUUGAGUGCCUUUGUAUGUGCUGACAGCGGUCCAGCAUGUACGAUGUUGUAGUUCCUUGCUUGUUGUUAUUUUAUUCUUUGGCCCCGAUGUUCAAACACAUCUGAAACCCCUGUAUUAUUGAUGAUAAGGGGGCACAAAGGCCUUAGUAACAAUACAAAAAGGAAAUUCUAUCAGGACCAGCCACUUAGUAACCUUAUGCAGUUGUGACCAGAACUCUUGAGUUUGCAAUUUAUAACUGAAAUAUCCUUCAUAUUGGGUUGCUGUGAAAGAGGAUGCCUCCCAGCCUCUAAACUCACAAACUAUCCUGAUCCAGUAGGCAUUCAGAGAAAAUAAUGUCUAAAAUGGGCCUCUCUUGUUUUUAGGAUUUGUUUUUUGUAUCUAGGGAAAGCAAUAUGGUAAAAGUGCACCGUUUAGGUGUAACAGACUUGUCAUUUUGAUGCCUUUAAGCUGGAAAUACUGUUUCGCUGUCAAAGAUCCUUUGGCCCUCAAAACCGCGUGAAACAUUUAAACACCAACAAUGACGUAUAUGGAAAAAAACAAUUUUCGAAAGAGCACUCCAUACCUGUUGACUGAUGUAUUGGCGCAAUGAUGUGAAAGGGAGGGGCAGACAGUGGUGUCCCACUGUAACUGGUUCAAGAAGAAUUACAUUUUUUGCACAAUUUGCAUCUAAUGGAUCUGCUUCUCGGAAUAUACGUCUAUGUUAGUUUUAGAGCAUUUUAUAUGUAAUGUAAUUAUAUAAUGCACAGUGCAAGUUGCUUGAGAUAACAUUGUCUACUGUUGUCUACAGCUAUAUAAUAUAUACUUGGUUUAGUACUCUGUGUAGUAUAUAUAAUUAAUAUCAUCCAGCAGAUGGCUGUUAUCUAAGGUUGCUUACAUUUAGCCUUUUUUUUAGAUUGCUCCUCCUGGCCUAAUUGGAUUGUUACAUGUGCGAUGCCAUAAAAACGAGUGUGAUAGACCUACAAUCAGUUUGUCAUUGAGAAAUAUACUGAUGAUCUAAUGUUAAAGAAACUCAUCCUAUCCAAUAUGCCCGUUCCACGUUUAUUUCCUUAAGUGGACUGGUGAUACAGUUGUCAUUCUAAAAAUUUAUUAUAGCAUCGGUGAUGAUGAAUAAACAGAUGAAAAUAGGGAUUAAUUGAUAACUGUCCGUCAAAUGUCCAGGUUAACCACAUAGUGGAAUGAUAUCCAGUGUAUGAAAGCCUUAAAAGAGAAUAGUUUAGUGUAUCGGAAGUUUGUAUUAGAACUCGGCUAAAAUUGCUAGGUUUAUAUGGCACAUGUAGGGCAGACAUAAAAUAGUAAUACUCUUAAAUUCACACCAUCCCUGUGCAAUACCAGGAACUGAAUUUGAAUGUGAGUUUAGGGUGGAAUUUGAGUUUGAUGAUUAGAAAGACAGUAAUUUGUGAGAAGCAGGAGAGAUGUACAGAAAUGUAUUUUUCCAUGAUCAGUCUUCUGCAGUCUCCUCUUCUGUAUGCAGAGCAGGGACAUGGUGACCUUAUUGUUUAUGAAUGGCCGCUCUGUGUCUGUGUUCAAACUGAAGCUGCAUCCUUUCUACAUCGGCCAGUGCUAAAAAAGAUCCAUUGUCAUUUCCAGUAAUCUCUGCUGGAAACCUCUGAUCACUCUCUGGCUGUUUUACCAUGGUGUGCUAGGUGAGCAUGAGCACCCUGUCGCCGCUCUGAACCUUGUGCAUCUUCACCGAAACUCCAUGAGGACGACUGAGUGGGAUCAUCGCUGCUGUAGCUGCUUCACAAUUAAAUGAGUAAAUGGGCGGGCGGCCGUACGGACGAUGCCUGGGGAGCAGAAUGGAUGCGCAAAGUCUAAAGGAAAAUCCCUAUGUCCAUACCUCGCUUAACACCUCCAUCUGCUCUUCUUCCCUCUAUCCUGGAGCCUUUUCAUUGAGUGUGGCCUCCUUUUGUAAUUUCCAGGUUCCCCUUUUGUUUGAUUUUGUUCUCAUGUAAGAUACUGUACAAUAAUCACAGCAAUUAAAAUAAUAAAGCAGGAACAUGUCGACGAA
Brienomyrus brachyistius is the source of this 4835-nucleotide messenger RNA. Its product is annotated as nuclear receptor-binding protein 2-like. Gene Ontology annotation, biological process: protein phosphorylation; endoplasmic reticulum to Golgi vesicle-mediated transport; intracellular signal transduction. Gene Ontology annotation, molecular function: protein serine/threonine kinase activity; ATP binding. The coding region runs from base 589 to 2124 and encodes 511 amino acids. Gene Ontology annotation, cellular component: endomembrane system; cytoplasm. NCBI's taxonomy places the organism in Eukaryota, Metazoa, Chordata, Actinopteri, Osteoglossiformes, Mormyridae. The record is from RefSeq and is a predicted model, not a curated record. The transcript has 18 exons.